Pecten maximus is the source of this 6280-nucleotide messenger RNA. RefSeq names its product N-alpha-acetyltransferase 15, NatA auxiliary subunit-like. The transcript is spliced from 22 exons. Gene Ontology annotation, biological process: N-terminal peptidyl-methionine acetylation. Gene Ontology annotation, cellular component: NatA complex; cytoplasm. Lineage: Eukaryota; Metazoa; Mollusca; Bivalvia; Pectinida; Pectinidae. The record is from RefSeq and is a predicted model, not a curated record. The coding region runs from base 109 to 2673 and encodes 854 amino acids. Gene Ontology annotation, molecular function: protein-N-terminal amino-acid acetyltransferase activity; protein binding.
AGGGAAUCCAUUUCCUCCAUAUUGGAAAUUCACCUCGUGGUUUGGGCUUGUUGAUUCUAUGGGAUUUGACACUUGUCGCUACGUUUAGGGCACCUAAACAGUACCAAAAUGCCUACCAACAACCCUUUACCUCCAAAAGAAAAUAAUUUCUUCAAGAGAAUUUUGAAAUGCUACGAGCAAAAACAGUACAAGAAUGGGCUGAAAUUUGCCAAACAGAUUUUGUCAAAUCCCAAGUUUUCAGAACAUGGCGAGACGCUGGCCAUGAAGGGCCUGACACUGAACUGUCUAGGUAGGAAGGAAGAGGCCUAUGAUCAUGUGCGGCGAGGGCUGAGGAAUGACCUUCGUAGUCAUGUCUGCUGGCACGUUUACGGGUUGCUGCAGCGGUCAGACAGGAAAUAUGAUGAGGCUAUCAAGGCUUAUAGGAAUGCACUGAAAUGGGACAAGGAUAACCUGCAGAUCUUGAGAGAUCUGUCCUUGUUACAGAUACAGAUGCGGGACCUAGAGGGCUACAGAGAUACACGUUACCAACUACUUGUGUUGAGGCCGGGCCAGCGUGCGUCUUGGAUUGGCUAUGCCAUGUCUUACCAUUUAUUGAAGGACUAUGAUAUGGCCUUCAGUAUCAUUGAGGAGUUCCGCAAAACACAAAUGCCUAAACCACUGGACUAUGAGCACAGCGAACUCCUCAUGUACCAGAACCUGGUACUACGGGAAUCGGGAAUGAAUUCCGAAGCACUCACCCACUUAGAAAAAUACGAAAAACAAAUUGUAGACAAGUUAGCUGUUCAAGAAAUUAGAGGUGAACUUUAUCAGAAGUUGGGCAGACAUAAAGAGUCCGCCGAUGUUUACAAGGAUCUGAUCUUGAGAAAUCCAGAGAACUGGGGCCACUACAGGAAACAGGAGGAGGCUGCCACUCCUGAAACUGCAGAAGAGCGUCUCCAGCUGUAUAAGGAUAUAGAGAAAGAAUUCCCACGAGCCUCUGCCCCGAAGAGGUUGCCAUUGGCCUUCACGACAGGAAACACAUUUACCAGUUUGAUCGAUACGUAUCUGAGAAAGGCUUUCCACAAAGGAGUUCCACCACUGUUUGUCACAAUUAAAUCUUUGUACGCGGACCCAACUAAAGUGAGAGUUAUAGAGGAAUUGGUAUUAAGUUACAUGGAGAGCCUUAAGAAAGUGGAGAAGUUUGACGAAGCUGAUGAAGGUGAGAAGGAGCCGCCCACGUCCUUAGUGUGGGUGUACUAUUUCCUAGCCUCACAUUUUGACCAUCAGGGUAACACGAAGCGGGCCAUGGAAUUUAUAGAUGCGGCCUUGGAACAUACGCCACUACUCAUAGAGUUGUAUGUUCUCAAAGCAAAGAUACAUAAGCAUGCAGGUGAUAUAGAAGAGGCAAUGCGUCUGAUGGACGAAGCCCAAUCUCUCGACACUGCCGACCGUUACAUCAACUCUAAGUGUGCCAAGUACAUGCUCAAGGCUAACCUCAUCAAUGAGGCUGCCGAUAUGUGCUCCAAAUUCACGCGGGAGGGUGUAUCCGCGAUGGAUAACUUGAAUGAGAUGCAGUGCAUGUGGUUCCAGACAGAAUGUGCGGCCACGCAUCAGCGAACGGGCAAGUGGGGAGAGUCGCUGAAGAAAUGUCACGAAGUAGACCGGCAUUUCACAGAGAUAAUUGAGGACCAGUUUGACUUCCACACAUAUUGUAUGAGAAAGAUGACGUUACGAGCUUACAUAGGACUGCUUCGCCUUGAGGAUGUGCUUCGAAAUCAUCCUUUCUACUUCAAAGCAGCAAAAAUAGCAAUAGAGAUAUAUCUUCAUUUGAACGACCAUCCGCUGGCUGAAAAUGAAACAGACAAAUCCUUAGAUACAGAAAAUCUUACACCAAGUGAAUUGAAAAAGUUACGAAAUAAGCAGCGAAAAGCUGCUAAAAAGGCCCAACAGGCCCAGGAGAAACAGAAAGCAGAACAAGACAAAAAGGAGCAACAGAGCAAAAAACAGCAGGAUGGCGAGAUGGACGGGCCAAAAGAGGAAGAAUUGAUUCCUGAUAAACUAGCCAGGACGGAUGAACCACUUGAACAGGCCAUUCGCUUCCUCAGGCCACUUCAGUUGUUAGCAAAGGACAAAAUACAAACCCAUAUAUUUGCGUAUGAAAUUUAUAGUAGAAAGGGCAAACACUUGUUAAUGUUACAAUCACUAAAGCGAGGCUGUCGUAUCGACUCCAAUGAUCCUCAGAUACACAUUUGUUUACUCAAGUUUUUACAAAAAGUCAAUAAGAAAGGCGUAUUGCCAGAGGCUGUGAAACAGGUGUUAGAAAUGGAAACGUUACCGCUCCAUCAAGGAAAAGAUGUAAAAACACUCAACACAGAGUUCAUCAUGCGGAACAAAAACUCGCUACUACACAGAUUAGCAGGUGCUAGAAUGAUGUAUGAAUUAGACUCCUCAGAAGAAGUACAGAAAAAAGCAUUAGAUAUGGCCACAAGUCUUUCAGAGGAACUAGCAGGAAUCAGCAUAAAGAACUGUAUAGAGGUGUUGGAAGCAAUGUGCCGAGGCGACUUUGGUCAGUGUGAGAGCGUUGCACAGGACUAUCAGGCUCGGUGCCACAGCCUUUUCCCGCUCUCUCCUUCCUUUAUUAUUCCCGCCAGCAGUCAACCAGACCAGAUCGUUGCUAACGGAGCUGCCUCCUAGAAAAAGUGUGGUCAAGGGGAAUAAUCCACCUCAUUUUGUGCUGAGUUAGGACGGCUUUCUUAUUACAAAUAACUCCCAAAUCAUAGGUCAAUUACUCUUCAGGCAUUUCACUGGGGGGACAAGUAAAACACCAUGCCAUAUAUCUCAUGAUGAAACCACGGUUUUGACCGCCGAUACACUUGGAGACGGAACGCUACUGGAAAUAAACCACAUUACAAGGCGGCACCGUUCGGUGGAAUUGUGACGCUACUGGAACUUAACCACAUUACAGGGCGGCACCGUUUGGUGGAAUCGUGACGCUACUGGAAUUGAACCACUUUACAGGGCGGAGUCGUUUGGUGAAAUCGUGUUGACUUUUAAAUGUCACAGAAAAUCCAGACAUGCCAUUAGAUACCUUGUGACCACUGUGCACAUUUCUGUAGGGAACGCUGUAGCAGCUUGUGUGUAGAUGCUGGUGUGACUGGGGAAUGAUAGAAUGUGGAUGAAUCGCGCCAGACGUCCAGGCUUUCGGGCUAAAUGAGCAAAUGUUUGGGACAAGCCGCCAGAGAACAGAACAAAAGCAAUUCUAACAUUUUCAAAAGUGUUAUUUUUUUUUGUAAAAUCCUUUUUCCCCUUGCAUGUACAACUUCCCGCUAAAUAAUUUGCUCAAGUGUGACGAGGGAAGCUGUAGUGUAUUUUGACAGUCACACACUGGAUUUGGGGACCAUGCUCACUCGUCCAAAUUGAGCGUUAACAUUACAAAUGGUGGCCUGAACUAGCACACACCGGUACGCCAGAAAUGAACCACACCUGUAAGCUUGCCACAUGAAUUCCGCACAACGUGAGCCGCAGUGAUAAUUUUCCAAGGGUAGACAAAUCUCAUUUUUUUUAAGUUAUUUUAUAGAACUUAGUAUUAUCCAUGUGUUCGUUUUGCUACAUUUACAGUUGUCAUUGUGACUUGACCGGACUUUUUUUUAAUGAACAGAUAUUUAUACUGAAGUGGUAACCAUGGUGAUAACACGUCACCACUGUGAUUGUCCAGCGUUUGUCUCAUCUUGGCGUCGUUCAAUAUAUGCUGAGUGUCCCAUGUUGUGAGAAUGGUUUUUAUUGAGUGUGAUAAUGAUGAUGAUGAUGAUGAUGAACAAAAGUGUGGUCGGAUUUGAAAGUUGGAACCAACCACUAUAUGUUAGUGCUAUGAGUGGCAGCACGCCACCUAUCAUGUCGAUGAUUCACUUUUGUAGAACUGUGAUGAUGAUGGUACAGAUGUUACAUAUAGCCAUCAACGUAUUACUGACAUACUGGGGUCACUUUACAUCACCAAAUGUCCUUGUAUCAUCGCUUAAAAUUCAUUUAUUGAACAAUUGUAACUAAGUGCAUGCCACUAUUGAACUUUUAUCAGGAAAUUUGAUCACUGAUAAGUAUGCUGCUCCUGCAUGCUGAUUGUGGUAACAGCAAUGGUUACUCGAGGAAAUUUGCUGCUUUGUUCAGCUUUCUUGCAAAAUGGAACAAAGUUCCUUCCAUUUUAUUUUUUUUUAAGAUUUCUAUUCUGAUGUCAAUUCUUAUCUUCUUCUCUCUUAAUUAAUUAAACAUAUCAAUGAAUCUAGAUUAGGUAUCUUUUGUUACAGUAAAACCAGUCUAAUUGCAGAUGAAAUAUAUCCAAAAGCAUAUCAGAUUUGAUGCUGUAAGAGAAGGAAAUAUAAAACAGGCCUGCUAAGAAUAAGUGUCGGGCCCAAUGUGAUCGAUAAUUAUAAAUUAUCACAGUGCAACUUUUAUCAAGAAUUAACUUCCUUCCAUGAUAGACUACCAAUUUUUGUUACCAAGAGAAUUUUUUUUAAAGCUGUUGGUUUUAGAAACAACUUUGUAUUGUCAACCAAGCAAAAAUUCUUGGUUGACGAUAUAUUUAAUUUAUAGACUUCAAACAUUGAUAUAUUGAUCCAGUAGAGCCAGCACUGUUUAUUUAGUUCAGGUUUAGCUGGUACCGUUGAUCCCACCCCUGGAUACUAACCAGUAUGCAGGGUGAUUGAAGAAAUGGAAGACGAAGAGUACCCCGGUAGGUGUCAAUCAUAACAAGCUCGGGAUCAAUUGAAUUUCUUUAUUAGGAUAAGUCUACCAGUUUCGCCAAAACAUUUGGCUUCUUCUUUGAUAUACAUAUAUAUAAUAAUUUAUAUUUAAAUAUUCUUUGCAGCUAGUAACAUGAGUUUACUUGACAUGGCAACUUCCUUAUCAAACUGAAACACAGGGACAACAUGUACAAAUUCUCAACCCCCACAGUUUGUAUAUAAUACAUUAUACAGACUGUGGGUUUUGGAACUUGUGUCAAGCCCCUGUGGAACAACACAUACAUGUAUAUGGACUGUCGGGUUUGGGAACUUGUGUCAAGCCCCUGUGGAACAACACAUACAUGUAUAUGGACUGUCGGGUUUGGGAACUUGUGUCAAGCCCCUGUGGUAGAUAACAUAUAGACUGUGGGGUAUAGAACUUGUGCCAAAUCCCUGUGGUACAAUACACAUACAUGUAUAUGGACUGUCGGUUAAAUAACAUGGACUGUGGGGCCUGGAACUUGUGCCAAUUCCCUGUGUGCUGAAGAAGUAUAGUAUUGAAACCUGGCUUGUCUAUAGAGAAACCAUGUAAAAGAGGAAUAUAAUGCGUAAUACACAUUUUGUGAUGAAAAUUUAUCAUUUGAAAAAAAUUCUUCUUAUACAGGGUUACUUCCAACAAUAGCGCAGUCUAAAAUUUACUUACCUCACCAAAUGUGUUUGUGAAACAGGUACACAGAUAAAAAAAAUUCUUGAAAACUUCAGAAACAAUGGCGAGCUGGUUCUAGUAUUAAAAGUACACUAAACUUCACCAGACAUGAGGUGAAACAAUCGGUGAUAAUAAGUGUUUAUUGAAUGUUUUUCACUAUCAAAAUUUUCGAUUGGCAAUGGGAUGAUUCUAGUGUUAUAAACAUCUCCCACAGCUUCAACUAUUCAUUGGUUGACAUUGGUGACCAUUUGCUGUGGCACUGUCUCCAUGGCAACUACCAAAAUUGGUCAGAAGAUGGUGAUUUGUAUUGAUUCUAAUUACUAAAGUGAAAGUGGUGGAGUGAUAGGCAAAAAAAACCACAGGCAAAACAAAAAACAAAAAUGACACAGUACCUGGAAAAUAAAAUGGACUAGAGAAAAGCAUUUCAUAAAUUUCAUGUCAAGAAAACAUCCUCUUUGUGCUUCAAACUAAAAUUAAAACUGAUAAUUUCAAAGGAAUCGUUGCAUUGUAAUGACACAGUAAGAUAAGAAAAUAUAUUUCACUGUCCAAGGUUUAUGCUGUGUUUUUACUUGGAAAAAAAAAAGACGAUAAAAAGUGAUGCUGUUCUGGUUUAGGUUGAUUUAACUUGACAAGUAUUGAGUUAACCAACAUUAAGAACGUUUUCUGAAGUAAUAACAGGAAUCAAGAAUAAUUUAAUGAUGAUGAAGAAUGUUGUCUUUUGAGUGGGAUUUUUGUAACGACAACUACAGUUUGCAAUGCAGUUGCCGAGGAUGCCAGAGACAAUGGUAUGGUUGCUAUGGUGAUGUAUGGGUAUGAAAGAGAGGUUAUACAGAUGAAUCCUGGGAUAGUUACAUGAAAUAAACACUUUCUAUCUACAAACCUA